AUGGUGGACGCACCAAGCACAUUAAGCCCGGCCCCCUGCGCCGACUCGGCCCCGACGCCGAAGCGCCGGAAGCUGCGCAAGGGCACCCAGAGCUGCUGGGAAUGCAAGCGGCGCAAGGCCCGGUGCACCUUCUCCUCCGCCCAUCACGACGUCUGCGACGGCUGUACGCGUCGCGGCACCGACUGCGUGAGCCAGGAGGUCACCGACCAGCCGCCUCCCCCCGGGUCCAGCAAGCACCUCGUCGACCGGCUGGGCCAGGUGGAAGCGCUGGUGAAGCAGCUGCUCAGAGCCGGGAACGGGGUCGACGAUCAUGGCGUCGGCGAUGGCCAUCCUGCACCACAGAUCCCUCAAGGGAAACGGAAGACGACGAGCCGUUCUCGAUCCCCGGUUGCCAUGGCGAGGAGAGAGUGCGACACAUCAGCGUCUCCCUCUGGCGAUGGCAACCACACACAACUUUGGCACUCGUCUUCCAGCAGCGAAGGGCGGCGUUACCCAGCAUCGCCGUCCAUGAGGGAUGAACCAUCUAGGGUCACUCGCCCGGAACAAGAUGCACCAGCAGAAGAAACACACGACGAGAUCUGCAAACGCCUCCUUGAAGCCUGGCCAAGUCAACAGGACAUGGAUAUCAUUCUGUCUAUACCGGUGGAAACCUCGCAGAUCAUCCGGGCAGUCAUAUGCACCAGGACCGGCUCCCCCCGCACAUCGCUGCCAUCGUCCGCAACACUGCUGGAGCCGCCGCCGCCGGGAUCUCACCCAGCCCUGAUUGCCCGGAGCCUUCUGAUCCUGGCCUCAUUCCUCCAGGGCAUGCCGUUUUCCUCGGCGCACCACCUCGCGAGACUCGGCACCCCCUGGCAGGUCCUCAUGUCGCGGGCCGUGAAGGCGGCCCACAGCCUCGUCACCUCCGACGACGACCUCGUCGCCUCCCUCGAAGGCAUCGAGUGCAUCAUGCUUGAAGGCCUCUACGAGAACUACGCCGGGAACCUGCGGCCCUCGUGGCUCGCCGCGCGCCGGUCUGUCGCCAUCGCGCAGAUGAUCGGCCUGAACCGCGGCGUCGAGCCAAAGUCCCUGACCGGCUCCGUCAUCGAGCCGAGCGACCUGUGGUUCCGUCUCGUCCAGUUCGACCGCUAUCUCUCCCUCAUGCUGGGCCUGCCGCAGAGCUCGCUCGACGACGUCUACGCCCGCCCGGAGGCUCUGGAAGGGUGCACGCCGCUGGAUCGCUAUCUCCGCCUGUGCACCGUCGCCUGCGGCCGCCUGCUCCAGCGAGAUCCCUCGGACGUGUACGACCUCGAGACCAACAAGGAUAUCGACAGGGCACUGCAAGAAGCCUCCGCGUUGAUGCCGGCUCAGUGGUGGGUGACGCCGACUUUGUCGCCCGACACUGGGCACGCGGAGAGGAUCCGCGAUACCCUGCGGUUCAACGACCACUUCAUGUACUACCACCUCCUCCUCCAACUCCAUUUCCCGAGCGUUCUGCGGCCGGUGUCGGAGUGCGGCUACGUGUAUCACAGGUCGACGGCCCUCACCGCCAGUCGCGAAAUCCUGUCCCGGAUGAUGGCCUUCCGCGCAACUCGACCCGCGCGCUACUACUGCCGGGGAGUGGACCUGAUCGCCUUCUUCUCGAGCACGGCCUUGUGCCUGGCUCACAUCUGCGACACGCCCCAAGACGUGACCGCCCAGCACGGAUUCCACUUCCUCGCCCAUCAACGGCUCAGCGACCGGGGGCUCUUGGAACAGACUCUGGCCAUCAUGCAAGAGCUGGUCGAUCGGCACGACGACGAGAUCGCCACCAGGGUGGCCACGCUUCUCCAGCAUCUCCUGGCGAUAGAAGCAGACGUGGCAUCCGGUGGCAAGUACGCCGUGGCCUUUUCGCCGGAGGCUCAGAAGCACGAUGACCUCGGGUAUCGUGUGAAGAUGUCCGACGACGGCACCACUCUGCGCAUCUGUCUUCCACAUUUCUGGGUCAUCAAGAUCCAAAAACAAGGCCCUUCAGGGGGGAGACUGCCGGCAGCUAGCUCUGACGGAGACGAGCUGCGCGUCAAGUCAGGAAUCGACGGAGAUGGCAGCACCUCUCUCACCAGCACCAGGCAAGACCCGUUACCGGCCAUCCCUCGCACUGGAAACUCGGGUCUUGAGAGGGCUGGAGGCGAGGAGCAACCCCUUUUUGGACGAGAAGGGAAUGAGGAAAACUGGGCGCUAGAGAAUCUGGACUUUGCGUUCUUGGAUAGCUUCAUCGAAGGGACUCUUGGGCUGGACAACGGCGUCAUUGCGGGGGAAUAG
Molecule: messenger RNA, 2277 nt
Organism: Colletotrichum higginsianum IMI 349063
Lineage: Eukaryota; Fungi; Ascomycota; Sordariomycetes; Glomerellales; Glomerellaceae
Product: Zn 2cys6 transcription factor
Exons: 2
Coding region: 1-2277 (758 amino acids)
Biological process (GO): regulation of DNA-templated transcription; DNA-templated transcription
Molecular function (GO): zinc ion binding; DNA-binding transcription factor activity, RNA polymerase II-specific; DNA binding
Source: RefSeq, a predicted model, not a curated record